Tetranychus urticae (two-spotted spider mite) is the source of this 2174-nucleotide messenger RNA. RefSeq names its product protein ILRUN. Gene Ontology annotation, molecular function: ubiquitin binding. Gene Ontology annotation, biological process: macroautophagy. Lineage: Eukaryota; Metazoa; Arthropoda; Arachnida; Trombidiformes; Tetranychidae. Gene Ontology annotation, cellular component: phagophore assembly site. The record is from RefSeq and is a predicted model, not a curated record.
UAAUGUAAAAAGCACUUCAAAUUCAAAAACUAUUAUUUUGAUUAAAUCCUAAUUAGUUAUUCUUUAAUUUUUUCAAGUUGGACAUUUCUUCGUUAAUAAUUAAAUCAGCAAGACAAUUAAGCUCUACAAUUUACGGUGAUUAUCCUUUAAGCAACGCUUUGUUUCUCUUUCUCUUUCUUUUUCUUUCUCUCUUCUUUUCUUUAUCUUCUGCUCUCUCUUUCUGUCUUUCUUUCUCUCUCUGGUUUCAUUUUUAUUUUACAUUUUAUUAUAAAUUUUUUAUAUUUAAGUCUAUAUAUAUAAGUUGACUGGUUUUAAUCUGUUGUCAAAAUCAUUGCCUAAUUUUUUUUGUAAUAUUUCAUCUGGCUUUUGGGGUAUUGUUCGUCUUCGCCAUCCCCUUUCUUCAUCUACAUCAACACUUUAUAUUUUGUCACUAUCAUCAUCGUUAACAACACCAUCGUCAUCAAAAAAAUCUGUGUGGCUUCAUUCAAACCAUUGUUGCUGUUAAAUCGUUGUUAUUGUGUGUUUACAAUAUACUAACCGUUAUUUAUUUACUCUUAUUUAUGACUCGCUUUGCGCUUAGAGCAUAAGGAACCAGCUGUCAAAUUUAAUUUUUGUUAUUCAAAAGGCGCCAUUUCUGGUUAUAAAGAUAAUUUCCUAAUACUAUUUCUGAUUAUUCUAAAAUGGCUGUUCAAGGUGCCAAUGGUGAUAUGGUUGAUUUGGAGUCUUCUCUUCUCCAACAGUUUUCUUGUCUGGCUACUCAAGACAAAGAUGUUCUUAUCAAUCAAUUCCAAAAAUUACUUUCACCUAACCAAUUGUCACCAGAAGGAUGUGCUUUCUUCUUAGACAUGAACAAUUGGAAUCUUCAACAAGCUAUCUGUUCUUAUUUCGAUUUAGAUGCACCCAGAGAGCUUGGAAUGGAAGCAUUACCCAACAUGAGUUUCAUUAAAGACGUAACAAUUGGUGAAGGCGAAGAAGUACCUCCAAAUACUCGAUUCGUUAAAACCUGGAGAAUUCAAAAUUCAGGCACGGAAAAAUGGCCACCAGGCUGUUCUUUACGGUUUAUAAAUGGUCAUUUAAUGGGUAAUUGUGAAAGAGUGGUGGUAGAUCCUUUGGAGCCUGGACAGAUGGCUGAUGUAUCUUUAGAAAUGGUCAGUCCUGCUCAAUCUGGUAUUUACCAAGGACAAUGGAGAAUGAGUACGGCUAUUGGUCAAUUUUUUGGAGAGAUAAUUUGGGUGAUAAUCACAGUUGCUGAAGGGGGACUUUUAAGUUUAACUCAACAAAUGGAUUCAUUCCAUCAGUUAGGAUCUCCCGUUGAAAGCCAUCCUAGCAAAAUGGAUACCAGUGUUAACCCCUUUGCCUCUCGAACUAAUCGUUUGAAAACAGAAGACACUUCUGACCAAAGUCGCUACUUUUCAUGGCCUUCUAAUCCAUCUAAUAACUGGUCUUCUAGUGAUUGUCCGCAAGAAGGAAACAGUAGUAGUGGUAAUAAUAUAGUAGCAACGAUGAAAGAUACUGAAAGUGACCAAAUUAAUGAUGCAAGUGUUAGCGAAAAAAAUCAAAUCCCAAUAGGACAAAUUGAAAACAAGAAUUUAUCUAUAUCAGAAUCUAAUCAUUUGCCACCAACUCCACCGCCAUCGGAAGAUAUGAUGUUAUAAGAUAUUAACUUGAUAUAACAAGACAAGGAUUAAAAAAGAGCCUGAGGACGAAAGUAACCAUCAAAUCAAUCGACUGACGCAAAUCUAUUGGUAAUGAUCUAUUAAAGCAAACGUCUGCUCAGUCAAGAUAGUUAGCCACUAUCAACGGAACAUUGUGAUCCUAAUGUGCUCAAAAGAAAGAAAGCCAUUUCUGAUUUAAGGUUAAUUAACCUCUUCAUCUCUCUUUAUGCCGAAGAAACAAUUAACCUGCUUAUAAAUAUAUAUAUUUGCUCUCCUUUUUUCUAGGAGAAAACUUAUCAUCUGAGUAAAGAUAACAAAAAAAACAAAUUUUGAAAUUAGAUAUUUAACUUGAAUCAUGAAUCACUCAAAAUUUUCAUAUGCCAAAACCAAACAAAAUGCCCAAUCAAUUGUCGGCACCUAUAAUCACCAUACUUCCAUAUGUCAAUCAAAAAAAGAAAUCUUAAAUUCUAUGGGAGAGAAACUUGACCGAUUGUGAUAAACUUUUUUCGUGGUGUCAAA